Messenger RNA from Clonostachys byssicola, 4506 nucleotides. The record is from the annotation of a GenBank genome assembly. NCBI's taxonomy places the organism in Eukaryota, Fungi, Ascomycota, Sordariomycetes, Hypocreales, Bionectriaceae.
AUGAGGUUCGGGGGCAAGGCUGCAGCCUCAUGGCGCAUCCAGCUUCUAACCAUAGCUGGGGUGCUGCUCUCAGCUGUGGUCGCCAAAGAUAGCCCGACUGUGAAAACGACGUCGAUGAGCAACCCGCCGCAUGGCAUCAAUUAUUUCGAGGAUAGCGACACCAUCGUCUUCUGGGAUUACGAGGAGGGCAAUGUCUACCGAUCCGAUGACGCAGGCGUCACCUGGAACACAGUCAAAGGCGUCCCUGACGGCAUUGCAACCGGUCUGAUCAUGCAUCGAUACGAACCAAAGACAGCUUUCAUUUUGACAGAUAGCAAGAAGCACUUCAAGACCGAGGACCGAGGCGCGUCCUGGACGACGUGGAACAGCGCCAGCAUUCCCAGCUUCUAUGAAGAUGUUCUUAGCUUCCACGCCAGCGACCCUAAGCGAAUAAUCUUCAACGGCAUGUCCUGCGAAAGCAUCUUCUGCUCGAGGGAGGCCAAAUAUACCACCGACGGUUUUGAAUCUGUCCAUACUCUUCGUCCCUCCACUGCUGGCUGCCACUGGGCCAAAGCUUCUCCCGAGUUCACCACUGGCGAUGACGACCUUGACAAGAAGAGGACAAUGUGCAUUGUUGCCGAGGGAUUUGCUUCAACCAUCGAUGACCAAAAGCUGCGCAUUUCAGACUCUUUCUUCGAAUCCAAUGAUGGCAAGAUCGCCGAGUUCGAGCCCAAGCUGGAUUCCAACAAAGAGGUUGAUGGUGUCGUUAACCUGGCAGUCGUCAAGAGCUAUCUCCUUGUGGCUACUUCUUCCAGCUUGGUGGACGAAAUGGUACUCUAUGUAUCCAAAAACACGCAGACGUGGCACCGUGCCAUUUUCCCCACAGCUGAAAAGCACGAUCAUUCGCAUAUACUUACCGAGGCCUACACCGUCCUUGAGAGCACCAACUCGAGCAUUCAAAUCGACGCUCUAACCUCGCACCCAUCUCAUCCCAUGGGUGUCUUAUUCACCAGUAACUCGAAUGGUACCUACUUCAACGAGAACCUAGCAUAUACCAACCGAAACAAGAGGGGUCAUGUUGAUUUUGAGAAGAUCAGCGGGAUCCAGGGUGUAUAUCUGGUCAAUGUGGUUGAGAACGGUCACGAUGUUGAUGAGAAAGGCGCCGAUAAGAAGGUUGUGAGUAAAAUCACGUUUGACGAUGGCCGAACCUUUAGCAACAUCAAGGCUGGUGAGGAAACUAUCCAUGUCCAUUCCGAGACUGAGCUUGAUAAUACAGGACGUGUGUUCUCAAGCCCCGCUCCUGGACUGGCGAUGGCCAACGGCAACACCGGGGACCAGCUGGGCGACUUCACGAAGGCCAAUCUAUAUGUCUCGGACAAUGCUGGGGUGACCUGGAAGGAGGCGCUCAAAGGUCCCCACAAAUAUGAGUUUGGUGAUUCAGGUUCAAUCUUGGUUGCUGUUAAGGACUCUAGGGAUUCAGACAUCGACGAAUAUUCCUACUCCCUCGACCACGGCGAGAAUUGGAAGUCGGAGAAGCUUCCUGACGGACUCAAAAUCAGACCCGCCAUUCUCACCACAACUCAAGACUCAACAAGCCUGAAAUUCCUUCUUCUAGGUGUAAGCGGCGGCUCUUACCAUUUCAUCGCCAUCGAUUUUGAAGGUCUCCAUGAGCGCACUUGUGGCGAUGACGACAUGGAAGAUUGGCAUGCUCGUGUUGACUCUGAUGGAAACCCCACUUGCCUCAUGGGCCACAAGCAAACAUAUCGCCGCCGCAAGAAGACUGCCGACUGCUUUGUCAAGAGCGACUUCAAGGACCCAGUCCCUAAAUAUGAGAAUUGCGAAUGCACAAAUGCCGAUUUUGAAUGCGAUUACAACUUUGAGCGCAACGGAGAAGACCGUAGCGAAUGUGUCAAGGUAGGACCUAUUGCGCGACCUGAGGGUGUCUGCGGAAAGCCAGAGGAUACAUUCAAAGGAAGUUCUGGCUGGAGGCUGAUUCCCGGCAAUACUUGCGACCGGGUCGACGGCGCGCAGAAGGAUGAUCCGGUAGAGAGAAAGUGCUCUGAUGCCAUCUCCGCCCCGUCUACUCCCGCCAGUGGAAAGGUAUCAAUGAAGACGUUCGAAUUUGAUACGGACAUGAAGGAGAUGCAAAAGAUACACCUUGAAAGGGGCUUUUCCAGUAACGAUGAGACGGUCAUUGCUCGGGGCGCCUCACACCUAGUAGACGGCAAUCUACAAAUUGACAAGAAGGUCUGGCUGUCAAGCAAUCAAGGCAAAGAUUGGACUCGCAUCCUUGAAGGACAAGAUAUCUAUGGUAUUUAUCCCCAUCGUUAUUUCCAGGAUAUUGUUUAUUUCACCACGCCGACGAAAAAGGUCAUCUACACCAUUGACAGAGGCCAAACCUUCCACAGCUUUGAGGCUCCUGAACCUCCAAAAGGUUCCCUGCCGCUGAGCUUUCAUCCUGAGAAGAGGGAUUGGCUCAUCUGGCGUAGCGAAAAAUGCGACAAGGGACUGAGCGGCUGCAUUGAGCAAACAUGGAUAUCUCUCGACCGUGGUGACGACUGGACGACCCUUCACCGCUACGCCAACAAGUGCGAAUUCACUGGAAGUUCUUCCUAUAGGAAUCGCAAUUUGAAGCAGGUGGUUUGUCUUGCUCGAACCGAAGAAAAUAACGACGCCCCUUUCACUGUUAGGUCAAGUGAUGACUUCUUCCAAGAAGACAUUACAAGCUUCGAUGGCCAAGUGACCAACUUUGCAACGAUGAACGAGUUCAUUGUGUUGGUUAGGGAUGCAACCGAUAAAGAGGACCUGCAGUCUUUUGCAAGUCUCGACGGGAAACAUUUUGAGAAAGCCCAAUUCCCUCAUGACUUCCAUAAAAACCAUGACAGCCAGUACACUUUGCUGGAUAGCUCGACGCAUGCAGUUAAUAUGUUUGUCUCGGCAGAACCAUCUGCUGAUUGGAACUAUGGCUCCAUCGUCAAGAGCAAUUCGAAUGGUACAUCGUACGUGGUGAGCGCUACCAAUGUCAAUGCAAACGCAGCAUCCUUUGUCGACUUUGAGAAGGUCCAGGGUCUCGAAGGUGUUGCAAUUAUCAAUGUUGUUUCCAACAGCGAUAGUAAAAAGGACAAGAAGAAGGAGAUACAAACCAAGAUCUCCCACAACGACGGUGCUCGAUGGAGCUAUCUCAACCCUCCACACAAUGACGCGGAUGGCAAUCCCUACAGGUGCAACAGGUCGGGGGGCAAGUCAUGUGCCUUGCACCUCCACCACUACACGGAGCGCGAGGAUCGAAGGAAGACUUUCGGCGCUCCCACAGCUGUCGGCCUCAUCUUUGGAGUCGGAAACGUCGGGGCGAAACUGGAGUCUCUUGAUGACGCAGACACCUUCAUGUCGGCCGAUGCAGGUAUCACCUGGACAAACGUCAAGAAAGGUCGCUGGACAUGGCAGUACGGUGAUCAAGGGUCUAUCAUCACCCUGGUACAGAAGUCUACGCCCAAGAAUAAGGUCAAGACCAAGAGUAUCUCAUACUCGGUGGAUGAGGGUAAAACGUGGACCGACUUUGAGUUUUCGGAUAAAGAGGUCACUGUUCAGGAUCUCACAACAACAACAUCCGGCACAUCCAGGAACUUCAUCGUCUGGUAUCAAAGCGAUAGCAAACUCCACGCUGCUAACAUUGAUUUCACCGGGCUGACCGAUCGCCCCUGCAAGACCAUCGAUGAGGCAGAUUCCGACUAUACCUUGUGGUCGCCAAAGCACCCUACGCAAGACAACGAUUGUCUCUUUGGUCAUGUCGCCAAGUACCUACGAAAGAAGCCAGAGAGUAACUGCUACAACGAGAAGAGUCUGAAGCGGCUCUACGGGUAUGAGGAUUGCCGUUGCUCACGCCAAGACUUUGAAUGUGCGUACAAUUACGAACUUGACAGCCACCAGCAGUGCUCGUUGGUAAAAGGCCUUUCACCACUUUCUGGGAAAGAAUGGUGCGAAAAGAAUCCCAACGCCACGACGUGGUUCGAGCCAACCGGCUACCGCAAGAUCCCUUUGUCGACUUGCAAGGGAGGCGAGCUCGACCAGACCACCAAAGAGCAUCCAUGCGAAGGCUUCGAGGAAGAGUUUGAGCGCAAGCAUCGCACAUCUGGAGUUGCCAUUUUCUUUGCCGUGGUGAUCCCCAUUUGCCUGGCCGGCACAAUUGGCUUCUAUGUCUAUCGCAACUGGACCGGCAAGUUUGGACAGAUCCGGCUCGGUGACAACCAAACGUCCACUUUUGAUAGCGAUCAGCCAUGGGUCAAGUAUCCUGUCAUCGCUAUCUCGGCCGUCGCGGCAGUAGUGGCAUCCCUACCCCUCGUUUUCGCCAGCCUAUGGCGCAGCGCCUCGGGCGUAUACGAAAGACUGGGCGGGCGAUCUCGCCGUGGCUGGGCUAGCGAGCGCAGAUUCACGACCAGGGAUAGCUUUGCCCGGGGUCGUGGAGACUACUCAGCCAUUGCUGACGACGAAGGGGAGCUGCUGGGUGAGGAAAGCGACGAGGAUGUCUAA